This is a messenger RNA of Nylanderia fulva, 1550 nucleotides long. The record is from RefSeq and is a predicted model, not a curated record. Lineage: Eukaryota; Metazoa; Arthropoda; Insecta; Hymenoptera; Formicidae.
GGAAGAUGAUGUUACACAAAGUAUUAAAUAUGAUAAAUUAAUAAUAACAUUUGCGAACAAAUUAUGUAUCAAGUACAAUCAUCAACACCAACAAGAUAUGAUACGUGCUAAACUUCGAUUAUUAGGAAGGUUUCUUAUCGCAGUGAAAGAAUAUAACUCUAACAUAACAGAGUUUUCUGAUAUAUAUAAUCCUUCCAUAUAUGAUGAUUGUCUGAAAGCAGUAAAUAAAGUAGCUCAUUUUGAUGAUAUUAAUAAAAAAUAUGGUGCACCAUCAGUUGCGUCAAAUAUUGGGACAUAUUUAAAACAAAUUGGUAAUUUGUUAAUAACUGAAUGCAUAAAAGCUAAUGAUAUAGAAAAGCAAAAUGCUACAAAAAACUUUUUAAAAUUAUUACAAGAAGAUUAUGGUAUAUCUAUAAACAAAACAGUAGAAGAAAAUAUGACACAAAAUAAAAGACAGAAAAAAGUUAUGCUUCCAUCUAUGGAAGAUAUAAAAAAAUUACACUCAUAUCUAAAUAACGAAAGAAAAUCAUUGUAUGCAAAACUUCAGAAGAAAUUUAAAUACGAAACAUGGCUAGAACUUGCAAAAGUUACACUUACAUCAAUGCAAGUUUUUAAUAGAAGAAGAGCAGGAGAAAUAGAACGGGUUACUAUUGACGAUUUUAUUACUCGCGAAGGUAUAACGAAAGAAACUCAUUUAGAUUUAUACAAAUCAUUAGGCACAAAAUUACAGCAGGUUGCUGAUAAAUACGUAAGAUUCUUAAUUCGUGGAAAAUUGGGACGUACAGUGCCUGUGAUUUUAGACAUGGAAUUAGUACAAUGUGUUGAACUAAUUUUGAACCAGCGAAAGGAUGCAAAUGUUCCUGAAAAAAAUCCGUAUGUGUUUGGCAUACCUAGUAGUACCAAACGCCAUUUCAAAUAUUUAAGAGCGUGUAUCCUUAUGCGAUAUUUUUCUAAAAAAUGUGAUGCACAAAUACCACAUUCUUUAAGAGGUACUGAAUUACGUAAACAUAUUGCUACAACAUGCAUUACGUUAAAUUUAUCUGACAAUGAAGUGGAUGAUUUGGCGAACUUUAUGGGACAUCACGAGAAAAUUCAUAAACGCCAUUAUCGACAGUCAAUAGCAGCUGUAGAGAUAGUUCGUAUAACGAAAUUUCUUGAAGCAGCAUUAGGUGAAAAUGAGCAACAGCAAUCUAAUAAUAGUGAUUCAGAAGAGGAAGAGAUGCAAGAAACAAACAAAGAUACUUCGAGUGCAGAAUCGGAAAACGAUGCCGAAACAUGUAUGAUAAGUUCACCAUCUCCAUUUGGUAUAACAAAACGAAGACGUUGGACGGAAGAAGAACGUAAUACAAUAUUGAAAGAAUUUCAAAAAGAAAUUACCACUUCACAGCUGCCAUCUAACAAAAAAAUUUCCUGUAUAAAAGAAAAAAAUAAGUGCUUAUUUAAUCGAUCCGUUGCUCAAAUUAAAACGUGGAUCCAUAACUAUAUAUCUGGCAAAUUUAAGCGUCACUAAAUGAAUAAAUAUUUUUUCAGAAAAUAUUUAUUUAGUCAAA